Molecule: messenger RNA, 354 nt
Organism: Tupaia belangeri chinensis (Chinese tree shrew)
Lineage: Eukaryota; Metazoa; Chordata; Mammalia; Scandentia; Tupaiidae
Product: NADH dehydrogenase [ubiquinone] 1 alpha subcomplex subunit 5-like
Exons: 1
Coding region: 1-354 (117 amino acids)
Biological process (GO): respiratory electron transport chain
Cellular component (GO): respiratory chain complex I
Source: RefSeq, a predicted model, not a curated record
AUGGCGGGUUUGCUGAAGAAGAUCACGGGUCUUGUGAGGUUGGAUGUGUCCGACAGUCCACAUGAGCGCCUAAGAAUAUUGCAUGCAAAGAUUCUUGAAAUUCUUCAGCAAAUGCCUAAAAAUGCAGCAUAUAGAAAAUAUACAGAGCAGAUAACAAAGGAGAGGCUGGGUAUGGUGAAAGCGGAAUCAGAUGUUAAGAAAUUAGAAGACCAACUUCAGGGUGAUCAAAUAGAAGAGGUGAUUCUUCAGGAAGAAAAUGAACUAGUAGGUCUGGCGAGAAAAAUGAUUAAAUGGAAACCAGGGAAGCCAUUAGUGGAAGCCCCCCCUGCCAAUCAGUGGAAAUGGCCCAUAUAA